UCCCUGUCAGCAGCCAGAAGAAAAUCAUACGAAUUAGAAAAAAAAAUUAAAAAAAAAAGAUGCGUCCUUUGACCUUAAGAAGAUGCAUCUCCCUCUCUCACAUUUUCUGAUCAUCAUCAUUUUCAUGGUUACUGCUAUUAUUAGCAACCUAAUUCCUUCUAGAUUCUCCAUUUUUAUUCUUUAAUCACCAGAUCCAUAUACACAAAAAGGAUGAAGACUAUGAUGAUGGUGAUGAUUAUGGUGUCUAUAACCAUGGCAGCACCUUCACCUUCACCUUCUCCUUCUUCUCCUUCAACAUGCCCCAUCGACUUUAGCUAUGUUAAGAGAGUUCCAUGGAACCCUUCAGCAUGUGAGAAUUUCCACUCUUUAUCAUCGAACUUGAGCAACUGUUGCACCUCGCUCUUAUCUCUAAUCGGAAUAGGAUUCGCGCAGUAUCUUAAAGCAACUACAAAUUUCAACCUCCCAAACCUUGAAACCUCAACCUCAUGCGUCCAUGAUUUCCAGUCUCAGCUCAAUUCCUUAUCUCUCCAAAACAACCUCGUUGACUUGUGCUUUGACCCUCACCAGUUCGUCAUGUCCCGAAACGUCUGCGCAGGAAUUGAAACCCUAAAAGAUUGGGACAAGAAGCUUGGUCAAAUCACGCCUCUUGAUACUAGUUGCAAACAAGACCUCACUGAUCUUUCGCUAUGUGAUGUGUGUCUUACUGCGGGGUUUCAGGUGCAGCAUAAACUUGUCUCCAUUGAUGGUAAUGCUUCUCACUCUGAAAAUUGUUUCAAGUUUACUAUUCUAUAUGCUGCUGCCUUUGUGAAUCAGUAUGGACCUGAAAGCAAUGGUGCCAUGAGUUGCAUCUUUGGUAUGUCACUUUACACACAGGGUGGUGGUUCUGGUGGGAAAAGUCACCAGGGUUUGGUUUUUGGGUUAACUGGUGCUGGUGUUGCUUUGUUAGUUAUGUCUUGUUUGUUAGGGGUUUAUGUUUGGUAUGAUAGGAAGGUUAGGAGGAAGAAGCUUAAUGAUGAUGAAUUUGACUUUGAUCCUGAGGAACAAGGGUCUAGGCGUAGGUUGAGGCCGAAUACAGGAUCUAUUUGGUUCAAGAUUGAUGAGCUUGAGAAGGCUACUGAUAAUUUCUCAACCAAGAAUUUCAUUGGCAGGGGUGGAUUUGGGCUUGUUUUCAAGGGGGUUUUGUCCGAUGGUUCCAUCGUGGCAGUUAAGAGGAUCUUGGAAUCUGAUUUUCAAGGGGAUGUGGAGUUUUGUAAUGAGGUGGAGAUUAUUAGCAACCUGAAGCACCGGAAUCUGGUGCCCCUUCGAGGCUGUUGUGUAGUGGAUGAUGAUGAUGAAAAAUUUAAUGACAGGGGAAGCCAGAGGUUUUUGGUUUAUGAUUACAUGCCGAAUGGAAACCUUGAAGACCAUCUGUUUCUGGUGAGUGAGCAGCAAAAGUUGAAGAAAUCGCUGACUUGGCCUCAAAGGAAGAGCAUAAUCUUGGAUGUGGCAAAGGGGCUGGCUUAUCUUCACUAUGGAGUCAAGCCUGCAAUUUUUCAUAGGGAUAUAAAAGCAACCAACAUAUUACUUGAUGAAGACAUGAGAGCCAGAGUUGCGGAUUUCGGGCUUGCUAAACAAAGCAGGGAAGGCCAAUCUCAUCUCACUACAAGAGUAGCUGGAACUCAUGGAUAUCUAGCUCCGGAAUAUGCUCUUUACGGUCAGCUUACAGAGAAAAGUGAUGUGUAUAGUUUUGGAGUUGUUGUUUUGGAGAUAAUGUGUGGGAGGAGAGCCCUUGACUUGUCUUCAGCAGGAUCGCUAAAGGCAUUCUUGAUCACGGAUUGGGCUUGGUCAUUGGUGAAAUCAGGGAACAUAGAAGAGGCAUUGGAUGCUUCUUUGUUGAAGGAUGACAGCUUUGGAAGUUCAAAUCCAAAGAGCAUAAUGGAAAGGUUUUUACUUGUGGGAAUUCUAUGCUCACAUGUGAUGGUUGCUCUGAGGCCAACAAUUUCUGAUGCAUUGAAGAUGCUGGAAGGUGAUAUUGAGGUUCCUCAAAUCCCGGAUCGGCCAAUGCCGCUCGGACACCCUGCUACAUUUUACGGCGAUGGCUGCAGCACUUUCAGCAUAUCUCCGGCCUUAAGUGGCCCCAAGUUGCAAACUGGAGACAUGCUCAGGUAAUUGUAAUCAAGACUCAAGAGUGUACCUUAAUUAUUCCAAGCAUGACUAGAAAAGGUGAAAGGUGGAAGAAAAUGUUUUCCAUUCUUUCCAUGGCUUCAUUUGAGGUUAAGAAACAGAUGAGAAUAGUCUUUCUUUACUGAAGAAAAUUAUAAUGCCAUGCCAAACAUGAAAAAACGUAGAAGCUGGCAAGGCAUCAUUAGAUUUUGGUAUCUCUUUAGACCACUUAAAUAGUCGGGAAUAGGUGUUGUAUUAUAGCUUUUCAAUGGAAAAUUCUGUUGUAACUUAGAAGAUUUCCAAUUUUCAAUUUGGUUUUCAUCUAAAUUUUCCUGUAAAGCAAAAACAAAUAAAGGCAUAUAUAUGUAUAUAAAUAAAAUUGUUGAUUUGACUGUAA
Messenger RNA from Arachis stenosperma, 2539 nucleotides. RefSeq names its product probable receptor-like protein kinase At1g11050. The transcript has a single exon. Gene Ontology annotation, molecular function: ATP binding; protein kinase activity. Bases 211 to 2148 code for a protein of 645 amino acids. The record is from RefSeq and is a predicted model, not a curated record. NCBI's taxonomy places the organism in Eukaryota, Viridiplantae, Streptophyta, Magnoliopsida, Fabales, Fabaceae. Gene Ontology annotation, biological process: protein phosphorylation.